AUGGCGGAGUCCAUCAUUUCUGACGGACAGAAUCAAUCAGAGAGUGUUGUGGCUCUUAACUGUUUAAUGGUAGAGUCUUGGGAAAGGGUUUGUCCUCAAGUCCCAUCAGAUUUCCAUGACAGAGGACAGCCGCCAAUAGUAACUACAAACCAACCAGUUGUAGAUUCUCCAUUAAGUCCAGUAUCUAGUGAGGAUUUAGAUAUCUCAUCACCAUUAUCUGAUGGCUAUAAACCUACACCAUAUCAGGAUACUAGUAAACCACGUAGUUCAAUGGACAGGGAGGAUAGAAUAGCAGUUGGUGGAGCUGGGGACAGUGAACGCUUAAAUACUAGUAAUGUUAACACAAGCAUCACUAGUACUGAUUCUGGUGGUUCACCACGACGUAAACCAAGACACGAAACUGAUAUCAUGAAACUAUCAGCUAUGUCUGGAGAUGGGUACACUGAUAGUCUUUCUAGCAGUCGUCCUGCUUCUGCUGCCAGCUCAAGAAGUCCUUAUAAAGAAAAAGAAGCUGAGAGGCGACAAAAAGAAAAGGAAAAAGAAGAAAGAUUUAGGUUAGCUCGUCAACGAAUGGCAGAAGAACGACAAAGAAAGUUGAUUGAGUUAAAAGAACAACAACGAAUUGCUCAAGAAAAUCGUGAACGUCAGUUAGAAUUACGAAGGAAGAAGAUUGAAGAGCUGAGAAAGAGAGAAGAUGAGAGAAGAGCUGCUGUUGAAGAAAGAAGAUUAAAACGAGAAGCAACUGAAAAGAAUGCUGACUUUGAUUUAAGCUUUUGUAACAAUUUAAGAACAUACAAUAAUAUGACAAGGUUAGGUCAAUAA
Messenger RNA from Lottia gigantea (owl limpet), 822 nucleotides. RefSeq lists its product as hypothetical. The record is from RefSeq and is a predicted model, not a curated record. Lineage: Eukaryota; Metazoa; Mollusca; Gastropoda; Lottiidae. Gene Ontology annotation, biological process: microtubule cytoskeleton organization. The coding region runs from base 1 to 822 and encodes 273 amino acids. The transcript is spliced from 5 exons. Gene Ontology annotation, cellular component: microtubule cytoskeleton.